UGAUGAUUUUUGGAGGAUUUGUUUAGUGUUUAGUGUUUACCAAUAAUGUUUGAUAAAAAGGAGUGAUAUACCGUAAGUAUUCCGAUAAAGGUCGGCGGAUUGUACAGGCGCUGGGUAAACUUGGGAGGAUCAUGGAUCAACUCAACCAUAUGUUUUACCAUGUAAAGGAUUCGGAGCUGCAAGGUGCUUCCGUGGAUGAAAAAAUGCUGACGAUUCUUGAUCAUAAAGGUGUCCUUCAGAGAACUCCGGUGAUUGACGAACGAUGGAUAGUCUUAAGUUUUUCGUGUCGGUAUCAGCCGUACCCUGUGGCCGUAUUGUGCGGACCCGGAGCUUCUGCUGACAAGAAGACAACAGAAUUCUUGAAUGCCUGGCGAGACGCGGCUAGAGUGUAUUGCGACGAAUUGACGAAGUUGUUGAAUAUGACCUACGAUCGGUUUUGGUGCCAUGCCUUGUUUCGAUCGGAUCAGCUGCUUCAUUUUCUUCGGUCGUUUCUUAUGCACGGAACCCGCUCUUUCGAUUUGGUAGCCAUGAGUAAGGACGAUUUAUCACUUCAUUCGCGUAUCUCGGGAUUGGUAUUUAUUUGCGUUUUGACGCUUUGUUGCAAUCGUCGAACGAAGCACGAACAUAUUUCUCCGAAAAGACAUGCUGCCUUCCUGCAGAAAUUUAUCAAAUUACCUUUCCUGUUUGACAUGUGUGCCCUGUAUGGACAAGAAGGUAUGCGACAUGAGUUCCUGAAAAAGAUUCUGUUUGUCUGCUUCAAAGAAUACCGGCGGCUUCUAACGGAGAUCCGAAACGGAAUCCGCGAUUUAGGCGAUACGAUUUUUCAUUUAUGGGAGGAAAAGUUUUGUGGCACGGAUGAAAUGUCGGUACCCUCACUGGAAGGUUUCCCAUCGGAAGAUUUGGUUUUGGCCAAUGGUUACAUUUGCGAUAUCACCUGUUCCCUACAGCGCUUUGUUAGAGCGGUUGCUGGCAACACGGAUAUUAUUGCGGCCAUACGAGAUGCUAAACUGGCGGCUAGACUCAUUCAACUGGGAAAUACCGUUAUCUGGAAUAUCAAUAAAGAAAUUUGCAAUAGACUGAACGAUAGUGCUUCUCAUAUUGCGGUUGAAUUGGAUUCCCUCAGAAAGGCUCACCGCCAGGGCAUGUUGAUUGAAUUCGCCAUUGUGGAUGUCUUCCGCCAGUUGGAGUUGUUAGGUUUGGUAUCCGAUCCUGUCGUCCCCCAGGAUAUGCAAAAAGCUUGGGCAAUAUUGUUCGAUGUCAUACCGCAAAACAAACGCUUUGCAAUUCUGUACGAAAAAUGGACGCCCAUUGGUGUGGAUGUUAGCAAAGCGAAAAGCUCUGGAAAGCUUGACGAAUCUGUUUUGGAUCGCCUUGCACAUUACGUCAAGGAAGCAUUUCACAGUGAAAAGUUGCAAUGGGAUUAUGCGGAAAGUGGCAAGCAACAGCGAAAAGAAAGUGUUCCACUAAAAACAAAGCCCCCGUUGGAUGCCCUAACCCAGAAAGCGGUCAGCUUCUCAGUGAACGAUGACCAUUUGGAAACCGCGGCUCAAGAAAUUAUGGGGUUACUGGGCGAUAGCAACAUAAAUUACGUUAAGGCAUGCUUGAAACAUUUCAACAUGGAUAAGGAUAAAGCUGUUGAUGCGAUUCUGAGCGGGGACGUUCCAGUCAGUCUUUCUGAACAUAUAGCUGAUGUUACGUCCAGCGAACCAUCUGUUCCGAUACUUAAGCCUUCAGGAUCGUCAAAAGGUGCUACAACGUCUGCAACAUCAGCCGCUCCUUUUGGCAACAUGCCAAAUCUACAGGGCACAAGAAGUGGAGUGGUUAAUCCGGGAAAUUUCAUUGAGAAGGUUUAUUAUGGCAAACGAGAUUCGUACGAAGAAAUUGAAGAAGGUGGGGUGCCGGAUGAUACGAAAGCGAUUACUAUUGCCAUGGCCAGAGUUUAUGACGAUGAAUACGACGAUACGUACGAUGAUAUCGAAGCUGAUGAUGUGAUGCGCUUGAACGAUCGGAUUGAUCUUGUUGAAAAUGAACUGAAGCGAAUGGGAAAAGACAAAGAUAGUUCCGAAGAAGUGUCAGAGGAUGAAGCCACUCCCGCUCAAAGAAAAAAUGUCCCUCAAGGUAUGCGUCCACAACAACGGCAAAUUUCAAAUCGUGGUGACCCGCAAGGAGCUCGUGGUCAAGGUAAUUUCCGCGGUCGAGGCCGACCACCACGAGCACCAAGGGGGAAUCAGAGGGUGCAGCACGAUGAGGAGCCCGCACCCGAAAUGUCUGCGGAGGCAAGACAGGCGAGAGCCGCUCAGUUGAAUGAUGUCUGGGUAGCUCAGAUGGCGCAGAAUUUCGAAGCCCAAACAAACAGACGAAAUGCCGGCCCCGGAAAUGCUCCUCGCGGAAACAGCGAGCAACAGGUGCAGAAAAAUAAAGAACAGAAUAAAGCCCAUUACGCUAACCAUAAUCGAAAAGGCAGAGGUCAAUGGAAAAGAAGUCAAGGAAUGUACUAAUAUAGCUAAAUUUUUACAUAUUGUAUGAUUGAUUCGACAUGCUUUUGACCGCUGGAAUAUGAAGACCUUUCAACCGGUGCGUAUGUGUUCGGUGCUUUUAAGGUGUGAGCUUUUGAUUAAUACUGCGAAUGAUUGGAAAAACAAAAUUGUCAGAAUUUUAAGUAAAACCUUGCAUCUCGUCAA
This is a messenger RNA of Paramacrobiotus metropolitanus, 2681 nucleotides long. RefSeq names its product activating signal cointegrator 1 complex subunit 2-like. Bases 132 to 2498 code for a protein of 788 amino acids. Gene Ontology annotation, molecular function: ubiquitin binding. The transcript is spliced from 11 exons. Gene Ontology annotation, biological process: regulation of DNA-templated transcription. The record is from RefSeq and is a predicted model, not a curated record. Lineage: Eukaryota; Metazoa; Tardigrada; Eutardigrada; Parachela; Macrobiotidae.